This is a messenger RNA of Dermochelys coriacea (leatherback sea turtle), 3026 nucleotides long. RefSeq names its product glutaminyl-peptide cyclotransferase like (gene QPCTL). The record is from RefSeq and is a predicted model, not a curated record. Bases 16 to 1266 code for a protein of 416 amino acids. NCBI's taxonomy places the organism in Eukaryota, Metazoa, Chordata, Testudines, Dermochelyidae. Gene Ontology annotation, molecular function: glutaminyl-peptide cyclotransferase activity; zinc ion binding. The transcript has 7 exons.
UCCGCCGGCGGCGCCAUGCGGAAAGGGCUGGGUGUUGGGGCCCGGCGCGGCCGGGGAGGGGGGGGCCCGGAGCCCAGCGCCCCCCCGCGCCUCCUCGUCCUUCUGCUGCUGCUGCUGCUGGCGGUCGGCGCCGGCCUGUACCUGGGCUGGGGGUCCGGGGCCGGCGGGGGGCAGCCGCGGGGCCCGCCCAGCGCGCAGCUUGGCCACAAGCCCCGGAGCCUCUCCAGCAGCCAGGUGAAGCGGCUGGCCUCCCUGGUGGACCUCCGGCGCCUCUGGAACUCCUUCCUGAAGCCCAUGCUGAUCGAGCGGUACCCGGGCAGCCCCGGGAACAGGAAGGUGCGGCAGUUCGUUGUGGAUAGCCUGGCCACGCUGGCUGCAGGCUGGCGGGUAGAGCUGGACGCCUUCGAGGACCAAACCCCGCGGGGUGUCGUAGGCUUUGCCAAUGUGGUGGCCACGCUGGACCCCACUGCCGGGCGGCGCUUGGUCCUGGCCUGCCACUAUGACUCCAAGUACUUCCCCCGUGACCGGCAGGGCCGCACCUUCCUGGGGGCCACCGACUCGGCCGUGCCCUGUGCCAUCCUGCUGGAACUGGCCACAGCCUUGGACGCGGAGCUGCUGAAGGCCAAGGAGCAGGGCUCCGAGGUGACGCUGCAGCUGUUGUUCCUGGACGGCGAGGAGGCCUUCGGGGAGUGGAGCGAGAGGGAUUCCCUGUACGGGGCGCGCCACCUGGCUGAGCACAUGGCCAAGGCUCAGCACCAGCUGGGCACCAGCCAGCUCCAGGCUAUGAGCCUGUUUGUCUUGCUGGACCUGCUGGGGGUCCGUCACCCGACCAUCCAGAACCACUUCCCCCUCACUGCCUCCUGGUUCGACCGGCUCAUUGGCAUCGGGAGCUCUGGUGUGAGCGGCCAGGUGUGGCCCCCUGUGGGGCUCGUCCCGCCGCGCCCCCAGCCUGGCAGGUCCCAGGAACCAGCCCAUUCCUCACCCUCUGCUUUGUGUCGCCCAGAGAAGCGUCUGCACCGGCUGGGCCUGCUGCAGUCCCACCCCCGGGAGCAGACGUACUUCCAGCGGGAGCCUGCCUAUGGGCCUGUCGAAGACGACCACGUCCCCUUCCUUCGCAAAGGAGUGCCGGUGCUGCACCUCAUCGCCACUCCUUUCCCGUGGGUCUGGCACACGAUGGAGGACACAGAGCAGAACCUGCACCCCCCGACCGUGGAGAACCUCUGCAAGAUCCUGGCUGCCUUCCUGGCCGAGUACCUGUGGCUGUGACUACCCAGAGCCUCCCAUGGCGAGGGGACCAACCCCUCCCUGGGCCUUACAGGAUCCUUCGCCCUUCCUGGGCAGAGCUCCAUGGGGCCAGCGGCCAAAACACCCUGGGGACCAGGCAAGGUGGCUUGCGGGGGCCCGGGCUGUGGCAGCCCCGCAGGGGCUUGCAGAGGUGUUACAGUGCUGGGAGGAUGGGAAGGGAGAUUGUGCUGAGUCUGUUCCGGGGCUGCAGCGGGGCUGUGGCCGGCCCAGGAGUGAAACCUUUUGCUUGAGCCCCUUGAGGCUGGGCCUUCCUGGGCUUUACAUGCCCUCCAGAGCUCCAGCCGCCGGGGCCUGGACUAGCCUCUUCCCAGCGGGGGGCCUGGAUCCCAGCUGGUUGCGUCCCCUGGGGUCCACGGCUCAGAAGCAGGAAUAACUGGGCUGAACCUGGACUGUGCCAGGGGCAGGAUACAGGGGGCUGCGGGGGGGCCAGACCUACGCUCUCUGCAGCGCGGCCUCCAGCUGCCGGCCCAUCAGGGGGUUGCUCCUGUUUACAGGGCCCAUCCAGCCCUGGGGUGCUGGGCUCCCAGCCUCGCUUGGGGGCUAAUCCACUGUUACUCUCGUAACAAAGAGCUGCCCCAUCAGUGCUGCUGCCCCCUUCCCAUAGCGCCCCCACAUGCUGGGCAGCCCUGGAAACUGUGGGGAUGGGACGCUGCUGCUGGCAUGGCUGUUCCCUCUGCUCCGGCCCCCUCCCGCCGGUCUCCAGCCGCAGCCCCAGCUCCCAUCACCGGGAGCAAGCCCCAGCUCCCCUUCCCUUCCUGCCGGGCCUGUCUGUGUGUGACCCAUGUGGAACCAGCACCGCCUUGGUUUCUCUCCACCUCCUUCCUCUGGACUGAGAGGUAGCACAGCCUAGUGGGCAGAGCACUUGACUGCACCCAUGGGAUCUGUUCCAUGCUCUGACACUAACUGGCCCUGUGAAUUUGGGUAAAACCCUUUCCCCUCCCUGUGCCUCAGUUUCCCCUCCCACCCAGUGUCUAGUUAGACUGGGAGCUCUUAGGGCAGGGACUGUCUGUCUCAUGCUCUGUGUGUACAGCACCUGCUGCAAGGGGGCUUCUUAGUGCUAAUCUGACAGACCAUAAUCACACCCUCUGAGCUCGCCCAGCCCAGCCCAGCGGUGGGGGGGUAGUUAUGGUUUAACAGGAGAUGAAAUGAUUCCUGGUGCUUCAACUUUUUAUGGACUGGAAGCUGGUUUAUUUUCACUGCUCAGUAGCUCCCAAGUAAAGCAAGUGCUAAGCCGCAGGGGCACUGGGUUAAAGGCAAAUUGCACUUGAAUUAAAAACCCCUUUGUGGGACUCUGCAACCCUCCCGCCGGGUCCUUCGCAGGCUGGUGGGUGAGAAGCGGGAGGCUGCCCCUUGCUGGGGGCCGGAGGUGCUGCUCAAGCAGGUAGAAGCCGCGGGCGGGGUCAGCGAUGGGUGCAGGGGCUGCCCCGAGGCUGCAGGGACUCAGGCUUCAAACUCAGGCCACUGGCUUAUGGCCUCGUAGAGAGCGUUCCUGGGGCAUUCGGUUGACUUCACAUCGCAAUGCCCCUUCAGGGUGUAGGUUUCACUCAGGAAGCCCCCGGAGACAGCACAUUGGAUCAGGCUCUUGGCAGCGGUCGGGAUGAUGUCGGGCUGUUUCUGCAGGACACCAGCAGCCCCCUGUUAAUUUCACACACCCCAGUCCCUCUCUGCUGUUCAGGGGUUGUGAAGGUGGCCUGAGUAAAUAAACACCCUCUGGCCACGUU